Messenger RNA from Raphanus sativus (radish), 1771 nucleotides. RefSeq names its product palmitoyl-acyl carrier protein thioesterase, chloroplastic. The transcript has 6 exons. Gene Ontology annotation, molecular function: acyl carrier activity; fatty acyl-[ACP] hydrolase activity. Lineage: Eukaryota; Viridiplantae; Streptophyta; Magnoliopsida; Brassicales; Brassicaceae. The coding region runs from base 278 to 1510 and encodes 410 amino acids. Gene Ontology annotation, biological process: fatty acid biosynthetic process. The record is from RefSeq and is a predicted model, not a curated record.
CUUUACAGAUACUCUCUCACCCUUUUUAGCUCUUUCUCUCUCUACGCGCAAAUUUUUAAAUAUUUCUUUCCAAUUGAGAAUAGCAAACAAAAGUAGUAAAACAAAUAUUGAGAAAAGAAACAAAAAAGGAGGAGAGGAGAUCGUGAGGGGAGGGCACAGCCGAAGAAAAGGAGAUAAUUUUUUUUUUAGGUCUUGGAGAAAAUUAGCGUUACCCCAUUUUUGUGAUUUCAUUUCUACACCUGAAGUGUCUUUGAACGCUCCAUCUCCUCCUCCAGUCAUGGUGGCCACCUCCGCUACGUCCUCAUUCUUCCCUCUCCCAUCUUCCUCCCUCGACCCCACCGCCAAAACCACCAACAAACCCACCUCCACCAACUUCUCCGGCCUCUCCCCGACACCAAACUCCGGCGGAAGGAUGAAAGUCAAACCCAACGCCCAGGCCCCGCCCAAGAUCAACGGCAAGAGAGUCGGUAUCCCCGGCUCGGUCGAAAUCUCGAAGCCCGACAACGAGCCCGCGCCGAGGACGUUCAUCAACCAGCUUCCUGACUGGAGCAUGCUCCUCGCCGCCAUCACCACCGUCUUCUUGGCCGCCGAGAAGCAGUGGAUGAUGCUCGACUGGAAACCGAGGCGUUCCGAUGUGAUCAUGGAUCCGUUUGGUCUGGGGAGGAUCGUUCAGGACGGGCUCGUGUUCCGUCAGAAUUUCUCUAUUAGGUCUUAUGAGAUUGGUGCUGAUCGGUCUGCGUCUAUAGAAACAGUUAUGAAUCAUUUACAGGAAACGGCUCUGAACCAUGUUAAGACUGCUGGACUGCUUGGAGAUGGGUUUGGUUCUACUCCUGAGAUGGUUAAGAAGAACUUGAUUUGGGUUGUUACUCGUAUGCAGGUUGUUGUUGAUAAAUAUCCUACUUGGGGAGAUGUUGUAGAAGUAGAUACAUGGGUCAGCAAGUCUGGAAAGAAUGGUAUGCGUCGUGAUUGGCUUGUUCGUGAUGGCAAUACUGGAGAAAUUUUAACUCGAGCUUCAAGUGUGUGGGUGAUGAUGAAUAAAGUGACGAGAAGAUUAUCAAAGAUUCCUGAAGAGGUUCGAGGGGAGAUAGAGCCUUACUUUGUGGAUUCUGACCCAGUCAUCGCCGAGGACAGCAGAAAGUUAACGAAACUUGAUGACAAGACUGCUGACUAUGUCCGUUCUGGUCUCACUCCGCGUUGGAGUGACUUGGAUGUUAACCAGCACGUUAACAACGUGAAGUACAUAGGGUGGAUACUGGAGAGUGCUCCGGUGGGGAUGAUGGAGUCUCAGAAGCUGAAAAGCAUGACUCUGGAGUAUCGCAGGGAGUGCGGGAGGGACAGCGUGCUUCAGUCCCUCACCGCGGUUUCGGGUUGCGAUGUCGGUAACCUCGGGACGGGCGGUGUAGUGGAAUGUCAGCAUCUGCUCCGACUCCAGGAUGGAGCCGAAGUGGUGAGAGGACGAACAGAGUGGAGUACCAAAACAUCAACAACGACUUGGGACAUUACACCGUGAAAGAAAAAAAAACAGCAAACAUGGGGUCCUUUGGUUCGUUUGUAUAAACUAUACUACCUGCUUGCAACCAUCACCAGUUCGUUUUCCUACUCAAAACAGUUUGGGCCACCUUUUGUAUAUUUUUUUUUGGUUCGUAUUUUUUUUGUUUCUUCGAUGGAGGAGGUCCCUUUUAUUAUAUUUAUUUAUUUUCUUUUGGGUGCCAGAGACAAAAGGCAAUAACUCUCUUAUCCUGUUUAUUUAAAUGUAUUUUAUUUUGGGGGA